AAAACGAAAGGUCUUGGCGGCAAGGGAAAAUUGACAGGAAAAUUAAUUGAAGAACUGUCGGUUUACUAUGGAUUAGCAAUAAGGAGGAACAAAGAUUCAGUAGAAUCAAUGAGGAAAGAGAUUUGGGCAACGCUAUACCAUAAGGUAUCCACCGACAGUCAUCCGCAGCAUCAUUUUUGCCCUACCGGCGAAGAUUCAUGGUGCUCGUAUGAAAAAGCAAAGGCCAAAACUGAUGUUGCUAAUUAUAAGCAUAAGCCAGCAAUGUAUACUGAAGUUUUCGAAGCUAUAAAGCCCAUUUACGAAGAACUGAGUAGUGACCAACUUUUAACUAGAUGCGUCGGAGGCUUCACUCAGAAUACCAACGAAAGCCUUAAUGCAACUGUGUGGUCGAUGGCUCCGAAAUCUUUUGGAAGUGGCAAAAAAUCGUCGACAUAGCAACAGAUUUGGCUACUUACU
Vollenhovia emeryi is the source of this 456-nucleotide messenger RNA. RefSeq lists its product as uncharacterized. NCBI's taxonomy places the organism in Eukaryota, Metazoa, Arthropoda, Insecta, Hymenoptera, Formicidae. The annotation marks the transcript as partial. The transcript has a single exon. The record is from RefSeq and is a predicted model, not a curated record.